This is a messenger RNA of Talaromyces proteolyticus, 919 nucleotides long. Its product is annotated as ribosomal protein S13p/S18e. The coding region runs from base 93 to 560 and encodes 155 amino acids. The transcript is spliced from 3 exons. NCBI's taxonomy places the organism in Eukaryota, Fungi, Ascomycota, Eurotiomycetes, Eurotiales, Trichocomaceae. Gene Ontology annotation, cellular component: small ribosomal subunit; ribosome; cytosol. Gene Ontology annotation, molecular function: RNA binding; structural constituent of ribosome. Gene Ontology annotation, biological process: translation. The record is from RefSeq and is a predicted model, not a curated record.
CGAGCGCUGGCCUCGUUCUUCUACUCUCUGCACUCGCCUUCGACAAUCUCGACACCACAACAUCCGGCUACUGCGGAGCGCCAUUGCCCAUCAUGUCGCUCGUAUCCGGCGAGAAGUCCAACUUCCAAUACAUUAUCCGUCUGCUCAACACCAAUGUUGAUGGCAAGCAGAAGAUCAUGUACGCCCUGACCAAAAUCAAGGGUGUCGGUCGUCGUUACUCCAACUUGGUCUGCAAGAAGGCCGAUGUUGACCUGAGCAAGCGUGCCGGUGAUAUCACCUCCGAAGAGCUCGAGCGUAUCGUCACCAUCAUCCAGAACCCCACCCAGUACAAGAUCCCCAGCUGGUUCCUCAACAGACAGCGUGACAUCACCGAUGGCAAGGACUCCCAAGUUAUCUCCAACGGUGUCGACUCCAAGCUCCGUGAAGAUCUCGAGCGCUUGAAGAAGAUCCGCUCCCACCGUGGUCUCCGUCACUACUGGGGUCUCCGUGUCCGUGGCCAGCACACCAAGACCACCGGUCGCCGUGGCCGAACCGUCGGUGUCAGCAAGAAGAAGGGCUAAGACUUACGAAGAACUUUUCUUUGCAUUAUUUAUUGCGGUGUUUUAAUGCUUGGCUGUGUGUGCUUGGGGGCAAAAAUGGCUCUUUCAUGAUAUAUUAUCCAGGGCUUCUCGGUGUUAUCAUGUGAUUAGUAACACCACCAAAAUAAGAUUUUCAAAAAUGAAAAAGAAUAUACCACCAAACAUGAACCCGAUCAAUGAAUGAGCAUUUUUAAUCUUUCAAUAUUACUUUGUGGAAAUCUUCCUACACUUGUAGAACAUGAGCUACGCAGCAGCUACCAUUGUAACUAUAUAAAAGAGACGUGCGACGCUAAAUCACUCAGCUUGAUUACAUAUUUAUGCAUGGUUAAACAACACCACGG